CCACAUGGGGCGCAGGGUCUAAUUUUAGCUCCAGCCACUAGGCCCACAGCCCAGAAGUGCCCGCCAGUGGGCACAGGGGCGGCCAGGGCUACUCAGGGGCCACUUGGGAAAGGGGAGGAUUGGGGAGGCCAGCCUUGCAUGCUGGCCAAGCCACCUCCUGUGAGAGCCCCCACGGGUCCCCCAUGGCCUGGCAGACUGCCCGCCUCUCCUUUGAGGCCAAGGUCAGGGGGUGCAGCCAGGAGGACAGAAGGACACGGCCUUGCAGUGCGGUCAGGGUUGCAUCAGCUGAGCAGUGCCCAGGGGCAGGGGGCCUGCUGAGAGGGCAAAGGCUGGCUUGGCUGUCCGAAGGCCAACGAAGCAGAUUCCUGACUGUAGGAAGGCAAGGCCAGAAAGCCGGGUCCUACCUGGGCUCCUUGUGCCUGGCUGGUGACCUGCUGUUUGACCUCACACAGGCAGCCUGCUCUCCACGGGCCUCAGUCUUCCCAUCUACAAUAAUGAAGACGCUGAACUAGAAGGCUGAUUCCAGCUCCACCCACAAGCCCCUGCUCCUGAUUUCCCCCAGCCCUGGCUGCGGGUGGCCACAUGCAGUCGUGGAGAGGCAAGUCCCUCUGGCUGGCACUCUCGGCCUCUUGGCUCCUCGUCCUCCUGAGAGUCUUCCCCCUUCUCCGCCUGGCAGUGCCUGCCAGACCUUGGGCAAGUGCCCCCCAAGGCUGGCCCCGCUGGCUGGAUACAGAGCUCCUGCCGAGUUUCUCCCAGCCUGGGGAACUCCCAGAAGAUGCCCCUCAACCUCCUCAAGCACCCCGUGGUGGCGGCUGCGACUGGGGGGCUUGCUUUGACGCCUCGAAGUGCAGGACUGGUGGUCUCAAGGUAUUCGUGCACCCGGUGGCUGGACUCAUCUCCGCCUCUCACCGCAAGAUCCUGGCUUCCAUUGAGAGCUCCCGCUACCACACGGCCAGCCCUGAGGAGGCCUGCCUCCUCCUCUUCCUCAGCCUGGAAGUCCCAGCUGGAGAGUGCAGCCCAGUGCCCCAGCAAUGGAAUGGGGGAAGGAACCAUCUGGUCCUCGAUCUCCACCCAGCCCCCUGCCCCCAGACCUUCCAGCUGGGACGGGCGAUGGUGGCCAAGGCCAGCCCCACAGUGGACACCUUCCGGCCUGGCUUUGACGUGGCCCUUCCGCUUCUCCCUGAAGCCCACCCAUUGCGAGGUGGGGCACCUGGCCGGCUGCGACAGCACAGCCCCCACCCCGGGGUGCCCCUGCUAGCCCUGGCAGAGGAGAGGGGCGGGUGGCGCACAGCAGGCACUGACCCCUCUACCUGUCCCUGGGAUGGGCGCUGUGAGCAGGACCGUGGACCCGAGCAGACCCACCCUGGGGGAACGCUACCCAAUGCCACCUUCUGCCUCAUCCCCGGCCACCGUCCUGAUGCCUUGCACUUCCUUCAAGCCCUGCAGGCUGGCUGCAUCCCUGUGCUUCUCAGCCCUCGGUGGGAGCUGCCCUUCUCCGAGGUCAUCGACUGGACCAAGGCGGCCAUUGUAGCUGAUGAGAGGCUCCCAUUUCAGGUCCUCGCUGCCCUCCAGGAGAUGCCCCUCACGCGGGUCCUUGCCCUGCGUCAGCAGACCCAGUUUCUAUGGGAUGCCUACUUCUCCUCAGUGGAGAAGGUCAUGCAUACCACUCUGGAGAUUAUUCAGGACCGGAUCUUUGGAGCAUCUGCUCACGCCUCGCUACUGUGGAACAGCCCCCCGGGUGCACUCCUGGCCUUGCCCACUUUUUCCACAAGCCCCUCGGACUUCCCCUUCUACCACCUACAACGGGGCUCGCGCCCUGUGGGCAGGUUCAGCGCCCUGAUCUGGGUGGGGGCCCCAGGUCAGCCCCCUCUGAAGCUCAUCCAGGCGGUGGCAGGCUCCCAGAACUGUGCCCAGAUCUUGGUUCUCUGGAGCAGUGAGAAACCACCCCCAUCCAGGUGGCCUGAGACAGCAGUGCCCUUGACAGUCAUGGAUGGGCAGAGGAAGGUCAGUGACCGCUUCUUCCCGCACAGAGCCAUCAGCACGGAUGCCAUCCUCAGUCUCGAUGCGCAUAGCAGUGUUACCACAAGUGAGGUGGACUUUGCUUUUCUGGUAUGGCAGAGCUUCCCCGAGCGGAUGGUGGGCUUUCUGACGUGGAACCACUUCUGGGAUGAGGCCCAGGGUGGCUGGGGCUACACUGCUGAGAGGGCCAACGAGUUCUCCAUGGUUCUCACGUCAGCUGCCUUCUACCACAGGUAUUACCACACCCUCUUCACCCACUCCCUGCCCAAGGCUCUGAGAACCCUGGCCGAUGAAACACCCACCUGUGUGGACAUCCUGAUGAACUUCCUGGUAGCAGCAGUCACCAAGCUGCCCCCUAUCAAGGUCCCCUAUGGGAAACAGCAUCUUGAGGCCACACCUCCACUGGUGCCUGGGGGUCCGGAGCCACAGCCGACAGCCCGAGACUGCAUCAACCAGAUGGCUGCGGGUUUCGGCUACAUGCCCCUGGUUUCCUCUCGCCUGCGUCUGGACCCAGUGCUUUUCAAGGACCCGGUGUCCGUGCUGCGCAAGAAGUAUCGCAGCCUGGAGAAGCCCUAGGAGCGAUCUUCGCCUUCUCCAUGGAUUUGACUGACCCCCAUCCCUGACCCGGAUCCUCUGAGCUUUCGCAGCCGGGUGUUUCCCACACUGUUCGCGCGGCUUUGCAAGGUACACGGUCAGGCCCCAGGACUAGCCUGGGAGCCCCGGCCUUGUCCUCUUCUCUCUGGCUUGGCAAGUGUUACACCAAUAUUUGACGAACAGAUAAAGAGACAUCAACUGCGUGCCCGGCCCUGUGCCGUAGUCGGGAGUAUGGACAGUGUGUUGAGUGAGACCA
Molecule: messenger RNA, 2869 nt
Organism: Panthera uncia (snow leopard)
Lineage: Eukaryota; Metazoa; Chordata; Mammalia; Carnivora; Felidae
Gene: EXTL1
Product: exostosin like glycosyltransferase 1
Exons: 12
Coding region: 583-2595 (670 amino acids)
Cellular component (GO): membrane
Molecular function (GO): glycosyltransferase activity
Source: RefSeq, a predicted model, not a curated record